This is a messenger RNA of Pneumocystis murina B123, 514 nucleotides long. RefSeq lists its product as hypothetical. The transcript has 4 exons. The record is from RefSeq and is a predicted model, not a curated record. Bases 1 to 474 code for a protein of 157 amino acids. Lineage: Eukaryota; Fungi; Ascomycota; Pneumocystomycetes; Pneumocystales; Pneumocystaceae.
AUGGAUCGAUCUAUUUCUUCAGGAUCUGUUCGAUUCGAAUCUCAAGAUGUAUCAGGCGAUGUCGAAAAAGAUAAAAUUCAAACGAUGAUUCUUAAAACUGUAGUAGAAAUAUCUGGAAGCCGUUGGAAUGAUGCUAGUCGUAUUUUGUGGGAAAUGACGAAUUGGUUAGUGAAUAAAGUUAUUCAUGAAGGUGAAGCUAUAAAUAUUACUCUUGGUGCUUGGCAUUCUUUGAAUGAAGCUUGGUUGUAUUUUUUAUGUCGAACGGGAGAAGAAAUUAAGACAAAUACAUGUCAUCCGUCAAUUACAGAAGUUCAUUUAGAAAUGCUUGGACAAGAUAUUAUUGGAUGGUGUGAUCAAUUAGAAAAGUAUGGAUUAGUAGAUUAUGAAAUGGGGUUUUGGGAAGAACGAAUUCUUGAAGUAAUGCGUUAUGUCUUAACACUGUUAAAAGCAAGAAAAGUAGGAGCUGGAACAUAAAAAUUAGAUAAAUGAAUUAAUAUAAAGUGGAAUCGAGUGC